Messenger RNA from Symbiodinium sp. CCMP2592, 438 nucleotides. The record is from the annotation of a GenBank genome assembly. NCBI's taxonomy places the organism in Eukaryota, Dinophyceae, Suessiales, Symbiodiniaceae.
AUGGUUAUGAGGAUUCGACGACCCGUGCCGCUGCUGGCCGGCCUUUUGAUCUUGGCCCUGCUUUCGGCAACGACCUCUUUUGCUGUGGGCCGCUUCGGACGACUCCAAACGUCGACUCCAGGAAAGACUGCGCAAGCACCUCUGACCGGAGCUCCGCCGACCCUUCCGAGACCUGAGAGGACAGUCACUACGCGACACCUCUUUGGCCUGGGUACCUCCGAGUUGCUAGUGAUCCUCGGCGCAGCCAUCCUCUUCUUCGGCCCAGAGACCUUGAAGGGCCUCGCAAAGGAAGCCGGCAAGGCAGCUGGAGACCUCAAGGAGGUGCCGAAGGCCUUUGAAGAAGGGAUGAGUGAGACGGACAAGACGAAACCCGGGGACGAGGAAGCUCAGGAGCCCAAGAAGACGGAGCUCAAGAAGGAAGAGAAGCCAGAGUCGUGA